AUGAUGAUUAAUAUCUGGUUCACAGCUGGGGAUAGGUUUCAUAUCGUGAGAGAAUAUUUGGCUUCUGAAAAACUCUUGCAUUCGGUCAGCGAAGAUACAUCGAUGGGGGGUGAAACAGACACACCACAAGGUGAUGACACAUCUGAUGGUGACACAUCUGAUGGUGACACACCUGAAGAUAAUACUAUUGACACACAUGACCGUGACAUACCUGAAGAUGAUGUAACUGACACACCUAACGAUGAUGUAAUGGACACACCUAAGAGUGGUGAGACAGACGAGGAGCAGGAUAACGACACAUCAGACGUUGAUGACACACCUGAAUUUGAUGUAACAGACACACCUGUAGAUGAUGACACACCUGGAGAUUAUACCACACCUGGAGAUGAUGACACACCUGACAGUGAUGACGCACCUGUAGAUGAUGACACACCUGAAUUUGAUGUAACAGACACACCUGUAGAUGAUGACACACCUGGAGAUGGUGACACACCUGGAGAUGAUGACACACCUGUAGAUGAUGACACACCUGAAUAUGAUGACACACCUGAGAGUGACGACACACCAGACAAAGAUAUAACGGUCACACGUCUAAUUAAUCACAAGACACCUAAUGACCUCUUCACCUCUCCAUUCAUCGUUUACACCGACGCCCGAUUCGCAUCUACCACCACCCACAACACCACUAGCCUCAACAUGAGUUUUGACUUGUACAUGCGCAGUCAGACCGGAAAUAGAAGCUACAGCCCCAACCCUUUAUCCCGUAAUACAAAAUUCAUCGUUAAAGACACGGGUUCGAAUCCUGUCCGCGCCAGGACUUUUUCUGUUGUGAUGUCGUGUGAAAACACAACCAAACCAUGUUUUCAAGUCUUAUUUUACAAUCACGUGACUUGCUGGUCUACGUCAUGUAGCUUCACAUAUGACUGGAAAAAUGCCGAUGUUUUGGUGAUUACAGGCAACAAAAUCAUCGAUGAGAAAUCAAUCCCAGAGUUCACCCGCCCAGCAGGACAGAGGUGGGUCAUGAAGACGAUAGAAGCUCCGUGUCGUGCCAGGGACUUUGAGGCUCUGAACUUCACGCGACUUAGAGGUCAGUUCAACUGGACCAUGACCUUCCGUCUAGACUCAGACAUCCCCCAGCUUUACGGCACGCUCGAAAGACUUUACGACGUCCCCAAGAAAAACUACAACCAAAUUUACUCGUCUAAAACCUUCCAGGCUGCCUGGUUCGUCAGCCAUUGCUACGCUCAAAGUAUGCGCGGUGUGUACGUGGAACGGAUGAGAUCAGUUCUUGACGUCCACAUCUUUGGCGAAUGUGGAGACGGCAACCAUACUUGCCAGGAGGGAACUAACAGACGUCAUGCAGACAGUGACGUCUGCCUGCCCAUGCUUUCCCGCUCUUAUUUUUUCUACCUGGCUUUCGAGAAUUCGAUAUGUAAAGAUUACGUCACGGAGAAAUUUUUCAAACUUUUUUACGAUGUUGACGUCAUACCGGUCGUCCGGGGCGGAGCAGACUACAAAAGUUUUUUCCCGCCUAAAACUUUUGUUGACGCGGCGGACUUUGAUACACCGGAAGAGUUGGCCGUGUUUCUGCGGAAGUUGUCGCAAGACAAACAGCUGUACCUGCAGAUGCUGGAAGAAAAAAACAAAUACCGGACCGUACCGGAGGUGCCGUGGACGUGCAACUUGUGCCGGAAGAUGAUGCAAGACUCCAGUGUACAGUGGUACCCGGAUAUCUGGAGUUGGUACGUGCAAGACCAGUGCCACAAUCCUAAGACAGUCUAGCUUUGUCUUGGUAGUCUAAGACCAGUGCUACAAA
Molecule: messenger RNA, 1816 nt
Organism: Physella acuta
Lineage: Eukaryota; Metazoa; Mollusca; Gastropoda; Physidae
Cellular component (GO): membrane
Molecular function (GO): fucosyltransferase activity
Source: RefSeq, a predicted model, not a curated record